AAAAAAGUCGCAACGCUUCGAACGAACGAACGAACCAGCAGCUAGACUCAAACACGCCGAGAUUAGGUCAGUUGUUUACGUCGCCUUGCACUGUGCAUCGGAUUGUGCCGAGUAAUUUCCUCGCACCUGAGUAGUAGGUACCUAGGUACCUACUCAAAGUAACACAAUACCGGUCCUUCCGAGAAGCCAGCGGAAUUGUAAAUCAUUUCUGCUGCCCGGGAUAAAGCCUUCAGUCAGUGAGUAGCUAGCUUGGUUUCCAUUUUAUCAGCCGCCUUAUCGUAGCUACAGUAGUGGGCACAAGUUGUGGAUUAGACGACCGACCGGCGACGGCGAGGAAGACGCAAUCCUCGACUGCUCGAUAGAGAGUCUUUUAAUCCCCGAGCACAUUCAUCUACUCUAUUCACAGAUCUCCAUCACGGGCGCACUGAACCGAGUCGUUCCGAAAGACGAGACACCAUUCCACCUGUAUGUGUGUCCUCCCUCAGGCACAAAGCUUCCAACCAUUUUUCGUUCCAUUCAAAUCAAAGUCUCCGUGCAGCGUGGCAGCAGCUUCUCCAUAAUCAAUUGAAACGACAGAAUGAAUAAUCACCUGUUGCUGCACUGGCGGCGACGGAGAUUAUACCGAAUAAUCCUGCUGUUAGCAAUAUCAUCUACGGUUCACUGCACCGGCAGCACCACCAGCAGCAGCGAGUCCCGUGACUGGUGGCAGGAUACGGUGUUCUAUCAGAUCUAUCCACGGUCGUUCAUGGACAGCGACGGCGACGGGGUGGGGGACCUUCGGGGCAUAACUUCAAAGCUGCAGCACCUGGCCGAUGCGGGAAUCGGUGCCACCUGGUUGUCGCCCAUUUUUCGCUCACCGAUGGUUGACUUUGGGUACGAUAUCGCCGACUACCGGGCCAUCCAGCCCGAGUACGGCACCAUGGAGGACUUUGACGCGAUGAUGCAGGAAGCGACUCGAUUGGGGAUUAGGAUAGUGCUGGAUUUUGUGCCAAAUCACAGCAGUGAUCAGUGUGAGUGGUUCGAGCGAAGCGUGACACGGGAGGCCGGAUAUGAGGACUUUUACGUGUGGCACGAUGGGCGUGAGAAUCCGGACGGGGGUGAUCAGUUGCCGCCUAAUAAUUGGCAAUCGGUUUUCUACGGCUCGGCAUGGACCUUCCACCCACGGCGCGGUCAGUUCUAUCUGCACCAGUUUACGAAAGAGCAACCGGAUUUGAACUUUCGGAAUCCGGCGGUCACCGAGCAGAUGGAUGAGGUAAUGCGGUUUUGGCUCCGAAAAGGUGUAGCCGGGUUUCGAAUUGAUGCGGUCAACCAUCUGUUCGAGGCGGAGGAUUUUCCAGAUGAGCCGCUGACGGGAACGGACGCGGAUCCGAUGUCGUACGGCUAUACGCACCAUUACUACACGAAGGAUUUGCCAGAAGCCUACGAUAUGGUCUAUCAUUGGCGAUCGCUUCUGGACCAAUGGACUCUGGAACACGGUGGUCCAACUCGCAUUAUGAUGACCGAAGCGUACGCGAACAUAACCUUUACUAUGAAGUACUACCGGUCUGCGGAUGGCGCUCGGGCCGGAUCACACAUGCCCUUCAACUUCCUCCUCAUCACAGAUUUGAACCAAGCGUCCAGUGCUCCGGAUUUUGUGUUUACCGUCAACAAAUGGCUGACCUACAUGCCUCGUGACCAGAACGCCAACUGGGUCGUAGGGAACCAUGACCAACCCAGAGUCGGAUCCCGCUUCGGAAAGGAACGAAUCGACCUCAUAAACGUUCUGCUCAUGACGCUUCCGGGAAUUGCCGUUACAUACUACGGGGAAGAAAUUGGCAUGGUAGACUUCAAGGAUAUUCCAUGGGAAGAUACGAAAGAUCCUACGGCGAGGAAUACCAACAAGCAAGUCUACAUGGACUUCUCUCGGGACCCGGAGAGAACACCCUUCCAAUGGGAUGGCAGCAGCAAUGCCGGGUUUUCCACUGCAACCAAGACUUGGCUCCCCGUCAAUCCAAACUACAUAGAACUGAAUCUGAACAACCAAAAACAAGCAGAAAGAAGCCACUACAAGACCUACCAACAGCUAGUCAAACUCAGACAGCACGAAACGCUCCGGAAAGGGACAAUCCAACUCAUUCCAUACAACGGCGAUAUUGUCACCUAUGUGAGAGAACUGUCGAACCGGGACAGCUUCGUCGUAGUGUUGAACUUGGCCCCCCGAGAGCAACCUGUUGAUUUAUCAAUUUUCGCUCGCCUUUCCGAACAUUUGACGGUGGCGGUGGCAUCCUCCAGCUCGAGCUUUUCGACCGGGGACCUGGUUCAACGUGAUGGGUUGCUCAUCGGACCGUAUGAUGCACUAGUUCUGCAGGAUAGUGGCCACACCCAACGCCAACUACCGCCCUUCGGCAUCCGCCUUCCGGUUACGCUGCCAAGCACGGCAAAGGACAUCACCGUAAUUGCGUCAAUAUUAAUUGCACUGGGAUCCUGUUUGUACCACUUGUACCGUCAUCGGGGCGGUGUUGGUGGUACCGUUUGGGGCCGACAGGCACUCCUCGAUUGGUGUAACAACAGCGGUUACGAUGAAUACAACAAUAGUGGUAACGUGAUGGCAGCAGCAGCAAUAGCAGCGAAGAAAAAAUGUGACCUGGGAGUAGCACGGCCAUUGCCGUUGAUGUAGAUUACCUUGCAGUGCAGUACAGUGGGAGGAUAUUAUACAUCUAAGUGCUGUGCAAGAUAAUGAGUUCACCUGAAAGAGAUGAAUUGUCGACAUUAUAAUGAGGUGUGCAAGGUUCUUUGUUAUUUUGUAUCAGCGAAUUGUUGAGGUAACUUGAUCCAUAAUUUCCAUUUAAAAAAACUAUAAAGCUGUUUCUGUAUUUUCUGUACAUACCGAAUUUU
This is a messenger RNA of Aedes albopictus (Asian tiger mosquito), 2874 nucleotides long. RefSeq names its product maltase 2. Gene Ontology annotation, biological process: carbohydrate metabolic process. NCBI's taxonomy places the organism in Eukaryota, Metazoa, Arthropoda, Insecta, Diptera, Culicidae. The coding region runs from base 578 to 2656 and encodes 692 amino acids. The transcript is spliced from 7 exons. The record is from RefSeq and is a predicted model, not a curated record.